AUGGACUGUGGACACUUAGCAGAGAGCAGAGAGGAGAUCUCCAGCCCGGGCGCAGAGCCCGAUUCCCUGCCGCCUUCCUCUGCUGGCAGCAAUUCCUGCCUGCCCCCGGCGGCCGGGCCGCGGGCCGGGGCCGCUCCGGGCCGCCCCGCCGCCGCCAACGCUGCCCGGGAGCGCAGCCGGGUCCAGACCCUGCGGCACGCCUUCCUCGAGCUGCAGAAGACUCUGCCCUCGGUGCCGCCCGACACCAAGCUCUCCAAGCUGGAUGUGCUCCUCCUGGCCACCACCUACAUCGCACACCUCACCCGCAGCCUUCAGGAUGAGGAGGAGUCGCCGGGAGAGGGUUUGGGCACACUCCGCGGGGAUGGAUACCUCCACCCUGUCAAGAAGUGGCCCAUGCGUUCCAGGCUGUACAUUGGAGCCACAGGGCAGUUUCUGACUCACUCGGCACAAGGAGACAGCGCAAACCAUGGGGAAACAUCAACAUCUUCACAGAUCUAACCUCCCUUCUUGCUUUUAAAAAAAGAUUAUUUAUUACAUCUUAUAUAAAUAUAUAUUUAAGUUAAAAAACAGUAUCUACAGACAAACUGUAAUUCCUGAAAUGCUGUUUGUAGAGAAGAAGGAAUUGAUUCUUAAAUGUAAUUAAUACCUCAUUAAGUUAACGUGAUACAAUCAUUGUUUUCUACCACUGCUGCGAUCUGAAUGAGGGAGGGUGGGAGGUGGUGACUGCAGCCAGCACCAAUCCGAGCAGCAGCAGCAAAGAGCUGCCAGCAGAGUUAAGUAUCCGUGUCCUCUCUGGGACAAGCCCUGUAAGAAAAGAGAGGAGGAAUUACGUGCUAAUGGCCAAGUACAGGGUAAAACAGGUUUGGGUGAAAAGAGAAGGGCAAAGCUAAAAAUAGCAACUGUAAUCCCACAUAGACUUUCUCCACUGCUUAAAGCCGAUGGCAGAAAUCCCCUGACCGCAGCUGUCAGGUCAGGGCUCCAGCCAUCGGUAGUCCUACACGUUUGUAGCUAUUUUUGGGAAUAUGGAUGCAUGUUCAUGGAGUAGAAAUGUGCUGAGAGACCUGUCCCUACUGCACAGAGUGCUGUAAUUUGGGCACUGCUUGUACCCACCCGCAGGACUGCACUGCAUGUUACGGGCUUGCUCCCCUGGCACAACCAUGUGUCUGCUCACCACACCACGGCUCAUUUCAGUUCACACGUUGGAGCAGGUGUACCCAAAGUGUUGGCUUGUUCACUUAAACAUCUGUAUUUUGGCAAGAAAAGUUGAAACUAAAUGCACAAAUGCCAUCCAUUCUAUCUGUUCUGUAAAACACUGUACUUACAUGGUUUG
Messenger RNA from Vidua chalybeata, 1330 nucleotides. It is a transcript of the gene TCF24, whose product is annotated as transcription factor 24. Gene Ontology annotation, molecular function: RNA polymerase II transcription regulatory region sequence-specific DNA binding; DNA-binding transcription factor activity, RNA polymerase II-specific; protein dimerization activity. Gene Ontology annotation, biological process: regulation of transcription by RNA polymerase II; developmental process. The transcript is spliced from 2 exons. NCBI's taxonomy places the organism in Eukaryota, Metazoa, Chordata, Aves, Passeriformes, Viduidae. Bases 1 to 498 code for a protein of 165 amino acids. The record is from RefSeq and is a predicted model, not a curated record.